Molecule: messenger RNA, 951 nt
Organism: Ceratitis capitata (Mediterranean fruit fly)
Lineage: Eukaryota; Metazoa; Arthropoda; Insecta; Diptera; Tephritidae
Gene: Phae1
Product: lectizyme
Exons: 1
Coding region: 83-892 (269 amino acids)
Biological process (GO): proteolysis
Molecular function (GO): serine-type endopeptidase activity
Source: RefSeq, a predicted model, not a curated record
UUGCGUUUUCUUUGGAAAAUACAAAAUUUCGUUGACCAAACUUUAUACGAUCAGUAGCUUGUUGAACUUCAAAGUUGUUAAAAUGACGCCUCGACGAUCGGCAGUAAUAAUUUUACUGUUUUUAUUUCAACAUGUCUUCGGUUUCGCUGAAACGGAGACAUUAGUUUGUGGACGCGUUGUCGGUGGCACUGCCGCAGCAGAAAAUUCAGCGCCAUAUAUAGUAUCAUUACAACAAGGAAGCACACACUACUGUGCUGGUAGCAUUUUAAAUGAACAUUGGGUUGUGACGGCUGCACAUUGUCUUACUUCAAAAUCACAAGUGUUAAGUAGUUCACUCAUCGCUGGUAGCAUAAACGUAGCUGGUACUGCAAGUACUACUCAAAAACGAGCGAUCAACUCAUAUGUGGUACAUGAUCUUUACACUGGCGGUAUUGCACCGUAUGACAUUGGCCUCGUAUACACGUCGACGGCUUUCGAAUGGACCGCUGCAGUCAAAGCCAUAGCUUUGCCAUCGAGUGGGGUUAAGCCAACUGGUAAUGUGGAUCUGUACGGUUGGGGCUCGACAUCAACCACAAAUGUAGCAUCUUAUCCGUCUUUGUUACAAGUGGCUAAAAAUUUACCAAUCAUCAGUGAAUCUUCAUGUGUUAACGCACUAGGAACUAAAGGCGCCGAUGUUCAUUCAACGAAUAUAUGCACAGGACCCCUUACUGGAGGUGUAGGAAUUUGUACAUCGGACUCUGGUGGUCCUUUGGUUCAAACGCAAAGUGGUAAAACGGUCCUAGUGGGCAUUGUUUCAUGGGGUAAAAUUCCAUGUGGACAACCCAAUUCCCCAUCGGUUUACGUGCAAGUGUCUGAUUUCAUUUCAUGGAUUUCCACAAAUCAAAAAACAUAAAGUGAAAUAAAUAAAAAAUGGAAUUAGUGGUUUCAAUAUACACGGUUAAUGAAAACUUU